Messenger RNA from Porites evermanni, 408 nucleotides. The record is from the annotation of a GenBank genome assembly. NCBI's taxonomy places the organism in Eukaryota, Metazoa, Cnidaria, Anthozoa, Scleractinia, Poritidae.
AUCGAUUACGCCAAAAAAGGCGACGGCGGCAGUGGAAUGAAGUCUCCCAUAUCUUCUGUUAGACUCGCCAAUGCUGUGGAAUCAAUGGUGCAAAGAUCAUCGUUCUUGUGGAACUGGAAAUUAAAAACGACACUUGUCAAUCAAGGUAACACUUUAUCAGCCUUGGACAUCCUCUAUGGCCGAACCUUCACCGACGGAUCAACAUCAAAUUUUCACGGUUAUUUUCAAUACAGCCAGUUGAAUGCCUAACUCGAACACUAUUUUAAGAGGACCUAAAUCUCUUGUUUUGUUUUUUUUCAAGUUGAAAUAGAGUCUGAUCGAGCAAAAUUGAUCAGUGACGAUUUAAGCUUUGACGCUAAGGAUAUGGAAAACUCACCCCAGGUUAUUAUUCUAGGAAAUACAAUAUAG